Messenger RNA from Pseudophryne corroboree (corroboree frog), 1345 nucleotides. RefSeq names its product platelet glycoprotein IX-like. Lineage: Eukaryota; Metazoa; Chordata; Amphibia; Anura; Myobatrachidae. Gene Ontology annotation, molecular function: protein binding. The record is from RefSeq and is a predicted model, not a curated record. The transcript has 3 exons. Bases 171 to 776 code for a protein of 201 amino acids.
CAGUACAAAAGCAACAUGCUUUAUAUGUCCUGCAUUAGUCCUUCUCUCAGUAAUGAAUAUCUUCCCCAACAAACAUCUGGUGUGACUAUGGGGAGAACUGGAUUCACCUGCUGAGGACACCCGGAGCAGAAUUAAUUAAUCACAAUAACCAACCAUGGUGGUCAGGAAAUAUGAAUAGAAAUCGACAUGGGCCUACGUGGUUUCAGUUAAUAAAUAAAGGAUGGCAUCUACUCCAAAUGUUAAUUCUUCUUGGACUUUGGUUCCUGACAGUUGCCGUUGAAGGUGAUUGCCCAGUAAAAUGUAAAUGUACCAAUUUGACUGGAAAGGCAUUCAAAGUAGACUGCAGUCUCAGGAAUCUGGAGGACAUGCCAUCCUUCCCUGAAGAAACAGAAGAAUUGUAUUUGCAGGAGAACCUACUCACCACAGUCCCUGCUGGAGCCUUUGAUAACUUGGUAAACUUAAAAAAGUUAAACUUAUCCUCCAACCCACUGCACUGUGACUGCAAGAUCUGGUACUUAAUUAUGUGGCUUGCUGAUGGAGGCAUGGACACAGUCAGCGGGAUAAAGUGCCUCUCCCCCUCCUCACUGCAUGGGAAACCAGUGAGCCAGUUAUCAGGAAAGCAAAUUGCUUCUUGCUCCAGGCCCUCAAGACUCUGUUCAGACUUUCUAUUUAAUGAUGCUUUUCUUUACGCUUUACUUUUAGUUUUGUUCUUUGUUAUGAUUUUAUGCUUGAAAACAUUUAAAAUGAUGAAAUUUGAAAUCAGUAAGAGAAAAUGACAUGAAAUGUUGGAACAUGUAAACAGAGACAUAAAUAGUGUUGAUGAUGCCCAGGGCAAAUUAAAAUAUGGCACCCUUUGAAAACUGUUAUUUAAAAUGCGGGCUGAAUUCUUAUAUUCGUAUUCAAAAAUGCACACUGGAAUUAGAAAAGAAUGAGAUGAGGUCAAAACGUGAAUAUAAUAGCAAUAACUGCCGUGUACAUACACAUUCUUGUGGAUGGAAAUUUGUAGUGAACAGCUGGGGACGUGCGGGCCUCCUGGGAUCACAAAAGCUGUAGGGAUUUUGAUAGUGUGAAAGUAGUUUUAGAUGUUUCUGUAACAGUCCUGCUACCAGCUGUUAGGUAAACUUAAAAUGAAAAAUAGUUCUGUGCUUUUGUCACUUAUUGGUGCUCAAUCCUCCUGACUCCUGAAAUUAAAUCUAUCAUAUAUUUUAUUUCCUUUAUUUCUCUGCAAAAGUAGGAUGUGCAAAUCGCUAACAGAUCCUUAGAGAGGUAUAUGGGUGAGUUGAUGUAUUAUUAGUAUCCAAUGUACAGUAAUGUUUGUAUAAUAAAAUGUGGUGUUGAUUUCAAA